Molecule: messenger RNA, 543 nt
Organism: Aspergillus mulundensis
Lineage: Eukaryota; Fungi; Ascomycota; Eurotiomycetes; Eurotiales; Aspergillaceae
Exons: 1
Coding region: 1-543 (180 amino acids)
Source: RefSeq, a predicted model, not a curated record
AUGAGACGUUUCCUCCUCGGCGGUUCGUGGAACUCCCGCGAUCGCUCUCCCUCCCCACCACCCCCACAAACUCCCAUCGGCCGGCGCGUCCCAAUCCAACUCGCCAUCCUGACAGCCCCGAACACAGAAGUCUCCUCAACGGGCGCCUACAAAUGGACGCUCCUGAUCGGUCCGCACGCCCCGUCAACCGUGCUGGCCCCCUUCUACACAAUCACGCACAUCUACUCAGCCGCUGCACCGGGAGCAGCCGGCGGAACCGUCUACAGCCGUGUCGACGAAACCGCGAAUAUUAGCUGGGAAGACUUUGACCGCAUGGUGGCUCAGAGUGGCGGGUAUGAGGUUGUCUGCGAGCUGCCGCAUGGGAAGAUGGAUGCGCGGCUUUCCGGCUGGAUCGACCGGGCGAUUGAGGAGGGUCAGAUCGAAAAGAGGUGGGUGAGUUACCUGCUGCAGGCUCUUUGGAGACGCGAUUGGAUUAAACGGAGUGAUGUUGGUAGAGUUAAGGAGAAAGUCCCGGUUAGUCCUUGGGAGGUUGGAAGGAAGUAA